Rosa chinensis is the source of this 2937-nucleotide messenger RNA. RefSeq lists its product as uncharacterized. Gene Ontology annotation, molecular function: nucleic acid binding; RNA-DNA hybrid ribonuclease activity. Lineage: Eukaryota; Viridiplantae; Streptophyta; Magnoliopsida; Rosales; Rosaceae. Bases 1 to 2937 code for a protein of 978 amino acids. The record is from RefSeq and is a predicted model, not a curated record. The transcript has 5 exons. Gene Ontology annotation, biological process: DNA integration.
AUGGAUUACGACCUCAUUGAAGAGGGAAUGGAAGCCUUCCACUCGAUACACGAACGGUUGUCAUCAUACAUGGUGGAAAAAGAGGCUUACGAUCGCGCUGCGACCUUAGAGGUCGUCAAUGAAGAACUCGCUGAUCCGGAGGAUGACGAGGAAGUCCAUAUUCAGCUCGCUCCGGCGGCGCUGGACGAUACACCUCCCAAGGUCAAAGACCCUACUGAGAAGGUCAACCUGGGUACUGUAAGUGAGCCUAUGGAAGUAUUGAUCAGUGCUUACCUAGAGCCUAACGAGAAACAAAGGCUCAUCAAACUAUUGCUAGAGUUCAAGGAUUGCUUCGCGGAGAAGUAUGAGGACAUGCCCGGCCUGUCACCAGACUUGGUUUGUCAUCAAUUACCAACUCUUGCUGAAAAGAGGCCCGUCAAGCAGGAACCUCGACGAAUGAACUCCGAGACCCAGAUUCUGGUAAAGGAGGAGGUAGAAAAAAUGCACAAAUCCGGCAUCAUAAGGGUUGCCAAGUAUAACCAGUGGUUAUCUAAUAUAGUGCCUGUCCGAAAGAAAAAUGGCAAGCUGAGAGUCUGCGUUGAUUAUAGAGACUUGAAUCUCGCCACACCUAAAGACAUUCCGGUCGCUGAAGAGGACAGACACAAGACUGCUUUCCGCUGCCCUGGCUUCGCGGGAGUUUUCGAAUAUGUGGUCAUGCCUUUUGGCCUGAAGAACGCCGGUGCGACGUAUCAAAGAGCCAUGAACUUGAUCUUCCACGACCUACUGGGAAAGGUUUUAGAGAUAUACAUUGAUGACGUAGUCGUCAAGUCCCAGAAGCGAGGGGAUCACAUCGCGGAUCUCAGGAAAGUGUUUGAGCGCAUGCGCCGACAUAGACUCAAAAUGAACCCGGCCAAGUGUGUGUUUGGGGUUCAAGCAGGGGACUUUCUGGGGUUUAUAGUCCACCAGCGAGGAAUUGAGGUCCCAGAGGACAAGGCAAGCGCAGUCAUUAAUGCAUCUCACCCACGGACGAAGAAGGAAUUACAGCGUCUUUUGGGUAAGAUUAAUUUUCUAAGGCGUUUCAUAUCUAAUUCUGCAGGGAAAAUCCAGCCCUUCUCACCCUUGCUGAGACUACAAGGACAGAAUGAAUUUGUGUGGGAACCCAAGCAUCAAGAGGCUUUCGACAGUAUCAAGGCCUAUCUGGCAAACCCACCAGUCUUGGUUCCACCGAGAACCGGGGUCCCGUUGAAGCUAUAUAUCGCGGCAGCCGAUGCUUCCAUUGGUAGCCUGCUCGCUCAGGACGAUGAGGACGGUGUCGAACACGCUAUAUUUUAUCUCAGCCGUGUACUGACGGAUUGCGAGACAAGAACGGAUACUCUGGCCGGCGCAGGGAUUGUUCUGGAGAACCUCGCCGGUGAUCGUUUCUCUUAUUCUUUCCAGCUCACGUUCCAAUGUACUAAUAAUCAGGCCGAAUAUGAAGCUCUUAUCAUUGGACUCGAAGUCUUGUUGGAAAUGGGCGUCCGGGACGUUCAGAUUCGCGGCGAUUCUCAGCUCGUUAUCAAUCAGCUUCUGGAAAAAUAUCGCUGUACGAGUUGGCUGCUCAUCCCAUACCUGAAUCGCGCCAUCGAGCUUUUGGACCAGUUUACAGAUGUUGAUAUGGAACAUAUACCACGUGAACGUAACUUUGCUGCUAAUGAGCUCGCUCAGUUGGCUACAGGCAUUAGCUUGAAGUACGGAGUGCGCGAGCGCAUCCUGAAAGUUGAGCGUCGCACACUACCUUCGUGGCUUGCUCGACCUGAUCCUCCAGACGAUCCCGUGGUUGCGGUACUAGAACCCAUUGAUGUCGAUUGGCGGAUUCCACUGCUUGAAUACCUCAAACAACCAGACUCCAGCGCCGAUAGGAAAACUCGUUUCCUCGCACUGAAUUACUUCCUUAGAGGCGAUGAACUGCGCAGACGUGGAGAAGAUGGCAUAGAUUUUCGAUGUGUCUACGGUCGCGAAGCCAAGAGAUUGCUGCGCGAGGUGCACACAGGGAUAUGUGGAUCUCAUCAAGCCGGGCCUAAGAUGCGUUGGCUCCUCCGACGUCAUGGUUACUAUUGGCCUAGCAUUUUGAAGGACUGUUGGGCAAUGGACUUGAUUGGAAUGAUCCAUCCUCAUUCUUCCCUACAACACAAGUUUAUCAUCGUCGCCACUGACUACUUCACGAAAUGGGUUGAAGCAGAGCCUCUGAAGGAAGCCUCCGGCACUACCAUUCGCCAGUUUAUUUUCCGUAAUAUUCUCUGCAGGUUUGGCAUCCCUGAAGUGCUGGUAUCGGACAGGGGGGCAGCGUUCAUGGGAAGCCCCGUUGAGGAGCUGGUAAAUGACUUUGGCAUUCAAUUCACACAUAGUACUCCAUAUUAUGCUCAAUCUAAUGGUCAGGCGGAGGCGAGCAACAAGACAAUCAUCACCUUACUGAAGAAGAUGUUGGUGGAGAAUCCUCGACAGUGGCAUGAUACUUUGUACGAGACACUUUGGGCCUAUCGCACUUCUAAACGUAACCCUACCGCCACGACGCCGUACGCGCUUAUGUUUGGACAUGACGCUAUCUUACCAUUAGAAAUUAAUGUUCAUUCCUUACGAGUCCAAGAACAGCAUCACUUGAUUGGCGAGGAUUAUCGUAUCGCCCGCGCCUAUGACAAGAGGACGCGGGGUCGCAGUUUCAAAGAAGGUGACCUCGUUUGGAAGGCCAUUUUACCCUUCGGUGAAAAGGUAGCCGGUCGCGGUAAAUGGACGCCGCGAUGGGAGGGACCCUUUGUUAUCCACUGCAUAUUGGAGCGCGGUGCUUUUCACCUCAAAGACAUCGACGGUGAUCUCCAUCGCAACCCUAUUAACGGUCGUUUUCUGAAGAAAUAUUAUCCAAGUGUCUGGGAGUUUGACGAUCCUCCCGACUCUGUUCUUGGUCCGACUGGGGGGCAACCUUAA